Anguilla anguilla (European eel) is the source of this 10269-nucleotide messenger RNA. RefSeq names its product DCC netrin 1 receptor (gene dcc). NCBI's taxonomy places the organism in Eukaryota, Metazoa, Chordata, Actinopteri, Anguilliformes, Anguillidae. The record is from RefSeq and is a predicted model, not a curated record. Gene Ontology annotation, cellular component: membrane. Bases 450 to 4829 code for a protein of 1459 amino acids. The transcript has 29 exons. Gene Ontology annotation, molecular function: protein binding. Gene Ontology annotation, biological process: cell-cell adhesion.
GAGUGCCAGAACAGGCUGCUGAUUCCUCUGAAAUAUAGAUUGGUUUUCGACUCCGUUCCACUGGAUUUCACCCCGGUCUUUAUCUCCAACCUCUUUAGAUCAAUGAAUUCACAUAUCCCACCUCCCUGCACAAACGGUGCCAGUGGACAGCUCCCGUAACAAGUGAACCUCGCAUGUCCUUUCCAAAGUCUAUUUGGGGUAGGCUACUCUAUUACUCUAGACUUGGAACGUCGGAAGGAUGGAGAAUCACCGUAUUUGAAUCGAAGUUGCCUCGUAAAACUUGGAAAGUACAAGCACAUUUGUGUGUCUUGUGCACACUUACUGAUUUUUUCCCCGUAGUUUUGGUUCGCGCUACAUCUUUUUCUGCGCUCAUGAAUAGAAUUACAUUUUCUGUUUGAAACAAGGAUUGGUGUGAUUUUUGGACAUACGCUUAACGGUCAAACAACAACAUGGAGAAUAGAACUGGAUUUAUUUGGCUGAAACGGCUACUUUUUGUGUUUGUGGGGGUAUCUUUAAUCCGCAGUGAUGCUAAACUAUACGGCUCGGAGGCGACGCAAAGCUUCGUGGACCUGCGGUUCGCGCUGGAGCCGGCCGACGCGGUGACGGUACGAGGCGGCGUCCUGCAGCUGGACUGCGAGGCCCUGUCGGACCAGGGCACCCCCGCCCUGGCCUGGAAAAAGGACGGGGUCCUACUGAGCACGGUGGUGGACGAGAGGAGGCAGCAGCUGGCCAACGGCUCCCUGGUCGUCCAGAACGUGGUCCACUCGCGGCACCACAGGCCCGACGAGGGCUCCUACCAGUGCCUGGCGUCCCUGGAAGGGGUGGGUGCCAUCAUCAGCCGGACGGCCAAAGUUACCGUCUCCGGGCCCCUGCGCGUGGUGGUGCCCACAGAGUCUGUGUCGACCCACCUGGGGGACACGGCACUGUUGCGGUGCGAGGUGACGGGGGAGCCCAUGCCCGUGGUGCACUGGCAGAAGAACCGCGAAGACCUGCCCGCCGCCGCCGCCGCCUCCGCCUCCGCCUCCGCCUCCGCCACCGCGCCCGAGAGCCGCCUGGUGGUGCUGCCGUCGGGCUCGCUGCAGGUCAGCCGGGUGCAGCCGCCCGACUCCGCCACUUACCGCUGCCUCGCCGAGAACCCCGGCAGCGCCCGCACCGGCAACGACGCGGAGCUCCGCGUACUGCCAGAGCCUGGUGUGACGCGGGGCUUGGUGUUCCUGCAGAGGCCGAUAGCAGUGACCGCCGUUGAAGGGAAAGAUGCUGUUUUAGAGUGCUCUGCCUCCGGUUUCCCAACCCCCUCCUUUUUCUGGAUGCGGGGCAGUGAAGUCAUCGAAACAAGGUCAAAGAAGUACACCUUGCUUGGUGGGAGCAACCUCUUGAUCAAAAGUGUGACCGAUGACGACUCAGGUACCUACACCUGUGUGGCACACAACAAGAACGAGAACAUCAGUGCCUCCUGUGAGCUCUCUGUCCUGGUGCCUCCCCAAUUUCUGAAUUACCCCUCAAACCUGUAUGCUUAUGAGACGACGGACAUCGAGAUGGAGUGUGAGGUGACUGGGAAGCCCUCUCCCACUGUCCGCUGGGUGAAGAAUGGAGAGGUGGUCAUUCCCAGCGAUUACUUCCAGAUCCUGGGCGGAAGUAACCUCCAGAUUCUCGGUCUGGUGAAGUCGGACGAGGGCUUCUACCAGUGCGUGGCGGAGAACGACGCAGGGAACGCCCAGGCCAUGGCCCAGCUGAUCCUCCGGGAGCCAGUUGUCCCCAGCUCAGGCGCCCUCCCCUCCGCUCCCCGUGAUGUGGUCCCUGUCCUAGUGUCCAGCCGUUUUGUGCGCCUCAGCUGGCGCCCCCCAGUGGAGACCCACGGGAACAUCCAGACCUAUACCAUCUACUACACACAGGAGGGCGUUAACAGGGAACGGUCUACUAAUGUGUCUGAGGCUGGGACACUGCAGUUCACUGUCAGCAACCUGAAACCAGAGGCAACGUACAGCUUCAGGGUCCUGGCCUACAACGAGCUCGGUCCAGGAGAGAGCUCACAGCCUGUCACGGUCUCCACACAGCCAGAGUUGCAGGUCCCUGGGCCUGUGGAAAACCUCCAGGCCGAGGCCGUCUCCCCCACUUCCAUCCAGAUUUCCUGGGACCCGCCCGCCUACGUCAACAGCCCCAUCCAGGGGUACAGGAUACUGUGGAAGGAGACAGUGGCUGAGACAGAGCAGGUCGUGGAGGUGAAUGGUCAGAGCUACAAGCUGGAGGGGCUGAAGAAAUUCACCGAAUACUCCGUACGGGUCCUGGCUUACAACCGCUAUGGCCCCGGCGUCACCCCCGAAGACCUGCUUCUCACCACGCUUUCUGACGUGCCAAGUUCUCCUCCUCAAAACAUCUCCUUAGAAGUCGUCUACUCACGGAGCAUUAAGGUCAACUGGCAGCCUCCUCCUUCGAACUCCCAGAACGGAUUCAUCACAGGUUACAAAAUCCGGCACAGGAAGACAGGUCGAAGAGGGGAUCAGGAGACAAUCGAGCCGAAUAACUUCUGGUACCUUUUCACGGGCCUGGAGAAAGGGAGCCAGUACAGCUUCCAAGUGGCCGCCAUGACCGCCAACGGCACUGGCCCAGCCAGCGAGUGGUACACCGCAGAGACGCCCGAGAACGACCUCGAUGAAACACAGGUUCCAAACCAGCCCAGUUCUCUACACGUCCGCCCACUACCCAACAGCAUUAUCAUGAGUUGGACUCCGCCUCUGAACCCCAACAUAUUAGUCAGGGGGUACAUUAUUGGGUACGGAGUGGGUAGCCCCUAUGCUGAAACUGUCAGAGUGGACAGUAAACAACGCUAUUACUCCAUUGAGAACCUAGAGCCCAGCUCCCACUAUGUCAUCUCCCUGAAGGCCUUCAACAAUGCUGGGGAAGGGGUUCCACUGUAUGAAAGUGCCGUGACAAGGUCUCUAACAGACCCUUUAGACCCAUCGGACGAUGAUUUGUUCCAUCUGUUUGAUAAAUUCCCUACUCCCAUGCCAGAUACCUCCACCCCCAUGAUCCCCCCAGUAGGUGUACAGGCCGUGGCCCUGAGCCCCGACUCAGUGCGGGUCAGCUGGGCCGACAACUCCGUGUCCAAAAACCAGAAGACUGCCGAGGUGCGCUUCUACUCUGUCAAGUGGAAGACCAGCUACUCCACCAGUGGAAAGUACAAGUCAGCAGACACCACCGCCCUCAGUCACACUGUGACCGGACUCAAGCCCAACACCAUGUACGAGUUUGCUGUGAUGGUGACCAAGGGACGCAAGUCCAGCACGUGGAGUAUGACGGCGCACGCCACCACCUACGAAGCAGCUCCCAGCUCCGCCCCCAAGGACCUGACGGUAAUCAGCCGGGAGGGGAAGCCCAGAGCUGUCCUCAUCAGCUGGCAGCCACCCAUGGAGGCCAACGGCCGAAUCACAGGAUACAUUCUGUUCUACACACUGGAUAAGAAUAUGCCCAUUGAUGACUGGGUAAUGGAGUCCAUCAGUGGUGAUCGCCUCACUCACCAAGUCAUGGACCUCAACCUGGAUACAGUCUACUAUUUUCGUAUCCAGGCCAAGAACUCCAAGGGGGUGGGCCCCCUCUCUGACCCCAUUCUCUUCAGGACCUCCAAAGGUGACCAUCCAGACAAAAUGGCCAACGACCAAGGUCGCCAUGGAGACGGAGGCUACUGGCCAUCUGACAAUAACCUGAUUGAUAGGAGCAGCCUGAACGAGCCUCCGAUUGGUCAGAUCCGGCCCCCCCACGGCAGCGUGACCCCGCAGAAAAACAGCAACCUGCUGGUGAUAAUUGUGGUGUCGGUGGGGGCCGUCACCAUCAUCGUGGUCGUUAUCGUGGCCCUGAUCUGCACCCGCCGCUCGUCCGCCCAGCAGAGGAAGAAACGAGCCACCCACAGUGCGGGGAAAAGGAAAGGCAGCCAGAAGGACCUGCGCCCUCCCGACCUGUGGAUCCACCACGAGGAGAUGGAGCUGAAAAACAUCGAGAAGCCCUCCAGCGCCGCCCCCUCGGGUCGAGACUCACCCAUGCAAGGCUGCCAGGAAAUCACCCCUGUCAGUCACAGCCAAUCAGAAAGCCAGAUGGGGAGCAAGAGCAGCCACUCAGGUGCUGAUGGCGAUGAGGCAUCCAGCAGCAUAUCCACUCUAGAGCGCUCCCUAGCUGCUCGGAGGGCGACGCGCACCAAACUGAUGAUCCCCAUGGACUCACAGCCCAGCAACACACCUGUUGUGAGUGCCAUCCCAGUGCCCACCCUGGAGAGUACCCAGUACCCAGGGAUCCUGCCCUCGCCCUCCUGUGGGUACCCUCACCCCAAGUUCACCCUGCGGCCAAUGCCCUUCCCUACGCUCACUGUGGACCGCAGCUAUGCCACAGCCAUGCCAGGUGAGGGUACCACUCCGCAUGCCCAACCGCAGACCCUGAUCCCCAGUUCGCAGUCAGAGCACGCCAGCACAGAGGAGGCGCCCAGCCGGACCAUCCCCACCGCCUGCGUGCGCCCCACCCACCCACUGCGCAGCUUCGCCAACCCCCUCCUGCCGCCCCCCAUGGGCACCAUUGAGCCCAAAGUCUACACGCCGCUGAUGCCCCAGUCAAGUGCCAGCCUCCCCAAGGCUCAGGUGAAGACAGCUUCCCUGGGGCAGGCUGGGAAGGCCAGGUCCCCUCUGCUUCCGGUUUCCGUACCAACUGCGCCAGAGGUUGCCGAAGAGGGGCACAAACAGCCAGAGGACCCAGCUAGUGUGUAUGAACAGGAUGACUUGAGUGAGCAAAUGGCCAGUCUAGAAGGUCUAAUGAAGCAACUGAACGCCAUCACCGGCUCGGCCUUUUAACGCCGGCGUCUUCAGCAGCACACCAGAACUGAACCAUCACAGCACAGCAGUACUCCACCUUCAGAUGGACAAAAGGGAGAUGGCCCAUGCCCUCAGACACUCCAUCCUGAGUGAUGUCACUCAUCUAUCCUGAGUGAUGUCACUCCUCCAUCCUGAGUGAUGUCACUCCUCUAUCCUGAGUGAUGUCACCUCUGAUUCACCCUUUUUCAGUUAAUCAGCCUGGAAGAGAUGGACGAGGAAAGGGGAAAAAAAACUAAACUUUGGAAUUUGGAAUUUAUUUCCCCUUUAAACCCUGAGUUCAUGUCUCAGCAUUCCAUUUUUAGGUUUUUUUUUUACUUCAGUUGACCAUGCUGAUUCCCAUCUUCUGGUGAAAUUCGUGAAGACAAGUGGGAAGAGCUCAGUUAUUUUGUCAUCAUUGUUCCACAAAAGUGGGAUACGUUCUGUUUUUUUCUUUUCUUCAGAAAUGACACUAGAAAACAGUAGCAGUGUAAGUGGUGAUUGGUGAUUGUGUAGCAGUUAGAUAGCCUUUGUAUUCAUUCAUAUGCAUGACAGAGUGGGUCAUAGUACCUUCCUUAAGCAUGCAUACACAUUAAUAUGAUGUAUGCAUGUUUGGAUGCAUCAAAAUACAUUUUUAUAACCCAACUUCCAUAAUACUUUAUACAGUAUGACAUGGAGAAACUAUUGUGACACAGUAAAUGACUACCAGUAGUGAAAAGUUGAAUGCAGGAUUUUUUCUCCACAGAUUUUGAUCAUAACCAUUGCAAUGAGUCCAUAGUUUUUUACAGAAGUUUCAUAUUUUUCAAAACAUGACUUUAUGACGCUUGUGUAUAUUUGUAUUCUUAUGGUGUAUCCAUACAUCAGAAAUAAUGAAGUCGUUGUUAUAGAGGUCUGUAAUUAUAGUUGAUAUAAAGCAUUAUGGAAGUAUGGCUGUGUACUCUUUUGAUACAUCCAGCAUAAUACCUUAUGCUUACACUUGUAAAAUUGUAUUGUGUUUGGGUGCUUAUGUCAUGUGCUAUGACCCUCUUGUUUCAUGCAUAUGAAUGCGUAUAAAGGCUUAAUGAAUGCUAAAUAACUGCCACCCAACGAAUUUCUGAAAACAGCCUCAGGUAGUGGCUUGUGGAGAACAGAUAAAUGGAGACAACGAACUAGUGUCACCAGACCCUUAGGCCAUUGGAUUUUUUUGCAUCUAUGUUUUGUAUAUAUUUUUUAGCAUUUAUGUUUCAUGUCUUUUCCACACAGCAGUAAACAAUCACAAACAGGACAACUUCAGAACAUGGAAAAACUUUUAGUUUCAAGACUUUUUUUUCCUUUCAGUUUUUUUUUUUCAGAGUUUUCUUGAAACCCCCAAAUGAACAUAUAUUCCAGACUGAGCUUUUCAUUUCACUGGUAUAUUGUCAUACUGACAUAUUGAGGCUGAAACCAUUCACACACCCUUUCGCACCAUUGUGGAACCAUGAUCGGACACCCGAAAUUGAUCACAGCCAAAAUGUUCCAUUUCUGAAUCUCUUAGGAUCUGUUACAGGCUUUCAGUCAAAAACUAACUCUGGAAACAUACCUCUGUUGCAAGGUUGGAGCAAAAUAGUAAAAGAAAAAAAGGACAAUCCUCGGAUAGGAUGUUUAGGAAGUGUCAGAGAGAGGUUUGUUUUGAGCUUGCUCUCAUUGGACAUCCCAUCACCUCUCCAUCUAAAGACAGUUGUGCUGAGACUCUGAUUGAGAACUGCCCAUUGCCACUCCUGGAGUCUCCAUGGGGGUGAACCUAACUACUUUGGAAGCGAGUUCCAAAAUUCAAGCAUGAACGAUUAGCCAUCUCUCAAAAUGGCCGCACCCUCUGAGCUCUUUUCAUCACAUGCAAAAGAAGGAAAAGGACCUCGCAAGAAAGAGGUUGGAAAGACACACAGGACUCUACUGAGUUGCUUUCUGUGGAACACUCUAUGCUACACUUCUUUUGACUGGGUGACAGUUUUUGCUUAUUUUGAUGUCUGUUUUUAUGGGAUUUAAAAAAAAAACCUGCUUUGAAGUAGCAUUUCAACACUCAAAGUUGGCCGUGAGACCGGCUGAAGUUCACCGGGUUCUUCAAUAUCUUCAGAUGGUUAUUUUUAUAUGGGAACAUUUUCAAUGCACAUGCAGCAUAGUAUAUUUUUUACACCAACAACUAAGUCACAGCCGUGCAGCCAUUUUAAAGUUCAGUUUUAAUUUUCUGACUGUUUACCUUGCUUUACAUUACAAGCAACAUUCACUGAGAUCAUCCUACCCUUAGCCUUACAGCAAACCAUGGCAGAAGAAAUCAUCCACUGUAGUGAUAAAUAAGAGUAAUUUGCAUCGUAAUGAAACAUUAAUAUAUUUCUGUUUGACUUUAUCAUACUAUAUUCAAACAAAAAUGAGUGUAGAUGUUGUAGUGUAAUUUAGAAAAUAAUAAAAUGAGAAGUGACUUCUUGUGACCAUUUCAAAUACGCUGAUUCCAACAAUUGCCUCAAUACAAUUACAGGCUUGUAUUUAUUUUAACUGCAGUAUGCUUUUGUCCAAAACUUUGAAAAUAAAUUUUUGCAAAUGUUACAUUUUUAAAUGACAUGACAUGUUGUGUCUGACGGCCAUUGGAAAGUGCAAAUGAUGUGUUGCUUGGUGUAAGAAAUUAAAAAAAAGGAAUAUUUCUUAAAUCUUAAGGCAAAGGCUAAUUGUGGACUGGAUAGUUCUAGAACACAUUGAUGAUGAAAAUGAAUAUCGGUGAACUGAUUCUGGUGCCUGUGCAACUGCACUCAUGUACAAAAUGAAGUAGACACAAGGAGCAUCCUGAUCACUGUGUUAACACUGUUUUUCCUUGUUUCAUGAACGGCAUUAUUGUCCUUGCUGAAAUCCUGUUGUCUUCAUCUUUUUGGUCUUAAAACCUGUUAUAUGUGCCUAUCUUUUAUUUUCCUUUGUUUUAUUUAAUUUAAUUUUUUUCUGUUGUCACUUUAUUUGAAAAGAGACCCACCAGUGCAUUUUUCCUUGCCCUGAAGUUGAACAACUUCAAAAGCAGAGGGGGUUGAGUGAGUCAGGGGGAGCAUUAGAAACUGCGUAUUGUUCCUUUCUGGAAGAUGACUCAAAUCUCCUAACGUGGCCCGAUAUAUUUUCCUGUGUGCUGAACGUGUGUUUUAAUGUUGAAAGAAGAACAUUGCAGUGAGGGAACAUGAAGAUUCAGAUAUUCAAUUUUUUAUUGUACAGUUCCAUAGAACGAUUGAAGGGAAACAUUUCCAACAUGUUGGCUGUGUAUUGUGUGUAUUGGGAAGGGAGGGAGGGGAGGGUACUUUAUAUGAUUAAAAUUAAUAUAUUAUUUAUAGUGGUACUUUUUGAUAAUUUAUGAAGACAGUGUGAUCUUAUUGAACAUUUAGCUUAGCCUUGUUUUAACAAAGCAGAUUUGAGAAUCAUUUUAGUUUUUCUGACAAUGAAGGUUGCAUGGGAAUGGCCCUUCGUCACUCCCACAUCAGGAUGGUGUUGUCUCUUGAUAGGUACCUUUUCCCACAGUUCCAUGGGCCAAAAUUUUAAAGCCUUAGAGAUAUUUUUGCAUUACAGCAAACCAUUUAGCAGGACCACACUGCUUAUUUAAGCCUUCUGCUAGUCUCAGAAUUAAUUAUUAAUGUCCGUAAUUAAAGCUGCAAUCUAACUUGCUAAGGAAACAGGGCAUUUCCCUGUAAUAAAUUGAUGCUGUUUGUAUCAUCAGUCAUAAAUCAAUGUUUUUGGUUUUAGAUUAAUAUUAUAUAAAUGACCAUACAGUGACUGUGCAUCAUAUGUGAAGUUAUCUUAAUGUGGACUUCAUAUUUUUACCUGUCUUGAAUAAUCCGUCCAUAUUAUUUAUAAAUUAUGUGCCAAGACAUAUGAUUAGUAACAUAGAAUUUAUUUAUUUACAUUUAUCAGAAUCCUUUUUUUCUUACUUUUUAAAAAAACUAUUCUUCUAAAACCAUUUUCACAGGGUUUAGGAAUGUUAGCUUUGUGUAAGUCUGAUGUUUAAUUUGAAGGUACUGGGUCACUCUUUAAGGCUUUGAAGUAAACUAGUGUCAAACAAGAUGACUGUCCAAACUACAGGUGAGUAAUACUGUAUGACAAAGGCAGGGAAACAUCCACCCUGGUCAGGUGGCGUGGAAAACUUUACAUAAUUUUCAGUUCUACCACCACAACUGAAAGGGUUUCCUGUUGCUUUUUAUUUUUACUUUUUUAAAAAAAGAUUACACUGUUCUCUUGUCUUUACAACCUUUAGCAAAGCACUUGCUCUGUUACUUCUCAUUUUUUCAGUGUGCAACAGGUUAUUCAGGAAAGUAAUAUUGUAUUCUAAUGUGUAUGCAGCCUCUGUAAAGUUGCCCCUGUAUGUUAAUAUGGAGGGAAGCGCCACAUGAAAGUAUAUCUUUAAAAUGUUUAUUAAUAUGUUUAGGAUUUAUUGUAAAUCUUGGCUAAGAUUUAAAAAUUGGCAGUAACUUUUCAAGCCGAAUGGGCGGACCACACUGAGGUGUCUUGCGUUAAAACUAGAUCUCACCUUACUAUUUACGCUUGCAAUUUUAAAAAGCAUGAUUAAUUUGACACAUCUGUCCAGUAAACUGGAUCCAAAUCAGAGCUGAAAUUUGUCCAAGUCCAAAUCCCAUUAUGGUUGAGACAGUGUCGCUGUGGGAAGGGGCCAUCUGCAACCGAUUUCGCAUGGACUCAGAUUCCUGCGCAAAAUGGCGCCUCUCUGAAUCGGAAGGUGAUUUUCAGGAUGCCAGAUGUGCUGAUGAAACCAUAUCUGGCCUAAUGGAGUAUGCGGUUGUCCUCAUUAAAGAAUCAGCGCACCAUUAAAAGGGGGCGCCUUGCUGUGGACCAAUGCCUCUUGCAGGUUUAGAGGUCAGGGUUAUGCGUUUUAUCUGUUGUAGCGGCUUUCCUACGGGAGGCCUUGACAGUGAACCGUUUGGCAAACCUGCCAACUGAGCCUAGGCUCGGCGCCUAAAGAGCACGGAGGUGGUAUAUGUGCAUGAUCCCAUUGUCUCCUAUGAGGUGUACCACAAUUUUACAUUUCACUUGUUAACAUCAACUCAGUUUUUUUAUUAUUAUUAUGCGUGUAACUGCACAUUAGACAUGUUUUUUUUUCCUGUCGUUUUUUUUAUUUUUAUUAUUUUUAUAUAUACAUAUAUGUUGGAGAAAAGACCUAGGUAUUUGAACAUUUGACUUCAUCCUUAAAUUGUCAAAUUCUAGCAUUGUUAACCAAAUUAGAUUAGUGAUUGAAAUAUUUAAGUGUACAAUUUGUUCCUUUGAGGAUAGGGGAAGAUGUUGCAUAAUGUACAGAAGAACAACAACUCUGGCUGUUUCUACCCACAAUCUUGUAUACAAUUGCUGGUUUUGUAAUGCACUGUAGAGCAGUCCAAUGUUCCUUUUUUUAUAGAAAUGUUAUUUCAAUGGUGCAUUCUUUUUGUUUGAUAAAUAAAGUUUUUGAUAUAAAAUUCUG